Molecule: messenger RNA, 234 nt
Organism: Symbiodinium pilosum
Lineage: Eukaryota; Dinophyceae; Suessiales; Symbiodiniaceae
Source: the annotation of a GenBank genome assembly
AUGGCGGUUCCCAGCCUGGUGCCCUUUGUCGAGCACCCACGAGUUUGCGACGGCGCCGUCGCGAUAGAGUUGCUGGCCUGCGUGAUCCGCUUUCUACAGGCAGUUCCAAUCAGCAAGGGGCGCUAUGGCCUGGACUUGCAGCCUCUUACACACGUCGUGAUUCACCAGGUGUUGCUGAAGGCGUUGGCUGAACCAUCUGCAUUUAGAAGUGCCUCCAGAUAUUGGAGGCUUGCA